UAUGUAUGUUCACAGAGAAUUCUGAGCGAAGGGACAAAAUUACCAGCUCCUAAUAAACGAGGAAACGAAAUCGAAAAAGACGUUCCUACACGUAAAAAGGCAAAAAAGAGCGUGGAAAGUGAUCCUCAACCAAUAAACGGAAUGUCUUCCUUUGAGUCUCUUCCUUCUUCUGAUGAGGGUAACAAAGAACGUAGUGAAGAAGACGACAUGGAAAUUAAAUUUGACCUAACGAUUUUUUCAACCGAAUUACAACGUGAACUGACAGUCAAGUGGGAAGUUGGCCACAUCAAUGUGACUGAUCGGUUUCGGCAGUACCAGAAAGAGAUUAUUGAGAAGGCGGGAAUAGUAGGGUUGAAAUACGACAAUAUAUACGAACUCUUAGCUUUAUCGUCGAUUAUCGUCCUUUCCUGGCCAUGUCCGUAUCCCUCCUUGUUUACAAUUCAAGAGUGGAAAGAGGUUACAAAAAAUAAUCCAUAUACUGUCCAAGAAUCCUCACUUUCACCGGAUAUUUUGUCAUCUCUUAAUGAAGCAUCGUUUAACAUUUGUGGAAGGCGAUAUGACAGUGUUAUGAAUAUUGCUCCGUUAAAAUUGUCCGAAGAAGAACAUUGUCUACGUUUCGUCUAUCCAAUUUCUCGCCCAUUUUUCGUCAGUGAGAAAGAAUACGAUCUAGUAUUAAACCGUUCUAAUUCGGGUUCUAAAAAAAGACCGGACCUUUCAUGCAUGGUAAACGGUGUACCGAUCUUGAAUUCGGAAUUUAAACCUUUGGGAA
Molecule: messenger RNA, 769 nt
Organism: Paraglomus brasilianum
Lineage: Eukaryota; Fungi; Glomeromycota; Glomeromycetes; Paraglomerales; Paraglomeraceae
Source: the annotation of a GenBank genome assembly